Penaeus chinensis is the source of this 3027-nucleotide messenger RNA. RefSeq names its product small integral membrane protein 15-like. The transcript has 4 exons. Lineage: Eukaryota; Metazoa; Arthropoda; Malacostraca; Decapoda; Penaeidae. Bases 58 to 315 code for a protein of 85 amino acids. The record is from RefSeq and is a predicted model, not a curated record.
UGUAAACAAAGAAGAGGCGAGCAAGAGGCCGGUGUGAGAAAGCAGGCUUAUUACAAAAUGGAGAAUGAAAACCCCAUAAAGACACCUGUCGAGGAGACAGAAGGUGGCUGGUUGCAUCAGUUGGUUGUGUACGCUGCCAGGAACCCUUGGGAGUUUUGUUGGUACCUCCUACUUGCUCUUUCUCCGCUCUUCUGUAUAUCAGCGGUCCUCUCAUGGAAACUGGCAAAGGCACUGGAAGCACAGGAGAAGGAAAAGAGCCGAAAGGACAAGAAAAAAGCCAACUUGAUGAAAGUUAAACGAGGGAAAGCUAACUGAUGUUUAGCCAGUCAGUGGAUCUGCCAUUGCAUUGCCCAUUGUCACUCACAAAGCUCCUUCCAGCUGUGAUCUGUCGGCCAAGUAUUUUGUGGCUUAUGUAGAAUAUUGUGGUACCCCUUGAGAGUGCCCUUCAGAGCUGUAUCUGAUAUCUCACGCUUGGGAAAAUUGGUAGAAGUGACACACAUCAGCCUUUCAUUCAUCAUAUCCCCUCCUCCUCCUACUCCCCUCCUUUUACAUUUCUGAACCCCAGCCUUCCCUCUACUGUUAUGCUGCAAAUCCCAACCAACAUGUUUUAUAUCUUGGGCUUUCGACACAGAUGCAUCUGCCACAAAAAAGGCCUCAUAUUGUGUCUGGAAGUGUCUCCUUUUUAUAAAUAACUUUGUAUGGUUUAUGAGGGUGAUGAGUUUUGGUUGAGACUAUGUGGGACUUGAUUUUAAAAACUGAUUAAGUAAAAGUAAGUAGAUAAACAAUAAUAAUAACAACAAUAAAAAGACCUUCAUCAUUUCAAGUUGAAGAUGCAUUGUGCCGAUCAAUACCUAUUAGUAAAUUCCAUGUAGUUUAUUCUUUAAUGAAUUGCCAUCUGUAAAUUGAUAUUUCCUAAAGUUAUAUCGUAAUGAGAAUGACUGUCAAAUGGUUAGUUUUAAGUCAAGUAUGUUGUUAUGUUGGAAUCAAUGUGGAUGUUGUGAAAGACAAUGUGCUGCUUUUCUUGGUAUGAUGUAUAUUGAUUAUUUGAUUGAUGUUAUUUCAUGAUGUUCGUUACUGUAGGUUAGAAGCAGUGAUUUCAUAAAAUUGUGUUAUUAUAUGCAGACAUGAUUAGUUGAGUUUGAUGUGGUACAAGUAUUAGUAAUUGUAAUGCAGAUAUUACUUUGUUAUGUGUGCUUUUAGAAUAUAAAAAAAGUUAAUUGUUAGUUGUCCAUGCUUCUCUUUUAUUUUACACAAAAAUUCAUCUGCAUUUUGUAUACCUUUAUUUUAUUAUAUAAUUAUGUUACUUUUACAAUGAGAGCACAAAAAAGUUUUAAGUAUUAAUGUAAAUUAUUUUUAUGAACUCUCAGCUAUGGUUUGUAUUUAAUGUCAAUAUGGCUGUAGUGUUAUAAUAGUCUUUAUGAGAAUGUGAAAAUUUGGUGUAAAGUGUAUUUUAUCUAUUUUUCACUGUUUAUCAUUUGAUGUUUUUUUUUUUCCAUUUAAACUCCUGAAAAUACAAAAUGUGAAGUGUUUAAUUUAGUCUCUUUGGUAGGCUUAUGCUGUUUAUCUGUUUUCUUUAAUAGCAUUUCCACUAGUGUUAUUUGAUUUCAGGCAGACAAUAUUUCACUGGAUGCAUUUAUAUUAUUGAAAUGUGCAAUUUCUUGAAGGAUUUUCUGGGUUGAUUCCUUUCAUUGUUACAGAAAGAGAUACAAGUGAUGAUUGGUGCCAGACACAGCUAAAAAAAAUUGGUUCUUGCUUUAUAAAAUUGUCAACGCUCUAUGUCUGAUUUGUGCUGUGCUGUCAUUUGUACCUAUUCUGCUUUACUGUACACAGGCUACUCAGUGGACAUCCAUUCUGAGUGUUCAGGUAUUUUUGAACAGUUUAUAGUGAUUAUGUAAGUAGGAUGUAUGCUUAAACCUGUGGUGGAUGUUAUGGCCUUCAGUUUCAUUGCAUCUCUGAAGUUUUUACAAUACUUUACUAUAGUGCUAUAUGACCUUUAAUGUCUAGCACAGUUAUUUGUUUAAUCCAUUAAGCAUUACCCACUGAAGUAUUUUAAAUUGUUGUAAUGGAUAAAUUCUUUUGGAAGUAGAAAAAUCCCAAAAUAGAGGAUUAUAUACCAUGAUUUAAAGUUAGAUGUUCAUAAUGAUAAUGGUGCACUAUAGAGUUAAAGCUUUCUCUUUAAUGCAUUUGCUUGAGCUUAUGUUAUGUACCUUUCUGUCAUGUCAUUCCAGUGCCCAUAAGUAUUCACUCUCUGCUGUGGAACUUGUUUUAUUUUUGCUGAAGUAACAUUUAUAAGCAUAUAGAAUAUGUGAGGGUCCUUCUCAUCAUGUCAGACAGUAUGGAAAGUUGCUUGGUAUAAGCUUUUGACAUGGUAUUAUCAUCAGCUGUACUUGGUUGUUUUGAUGUAUCUGUACAUUAAAUGUGUUGAUGUUGGUCUGCAACUUCUUGCCAUUUCAUACUCUUGUAUUCCAUUCCACCUAUGAGAUGUUCCAAGAAUAUCUUCUGUGGUCAGCAGUAGCUUCCUUUCCUAGCCUAUCAAUGAAGGGAAAGUCUCGUCGAAUUUGUCAUUCCCUUUUGUGAUUUGAGUGUAAGAGAUGGAAAGAAUGAGACUGUAGUGAAACUGAGAAUAUAACUGGCAGAGAAAAAGGGAAUAACCGAUUGAGCAGGAGAGCAGGAGGCUGGCAAGACAAGUGGAUGGUUAGGAGUACGAGAGUGAGACAGAAGUGGAGGUAUAGAGUGAAUGAGAAAGAGUGAGUGUAUGUGAAAGCAUGAGUUUAUAAAAGUGCAAGGAAUACUGACUGAGAUUGUGGUCAAUUAAAUUUUUGAUAGAGGCUAACGAUAUAUAUAUAUAUAUAAUAGCCAUACAGGUUUGAUAGAGAUACUGGAUAAUAUAGUUGUUAAACUUGUCAUUCCAAAAUACUGUUUGCUUUUUUUCACAUAUUUUUAAACCUCUGUGCUGAUUUAAAUAUACUGCAGAGAAAAAGACUUCAGUGAACAGUACAAUGAUUAUGCAAUAAAAAGAUGAGAAAA